Molecule: messenger RNA, 2589 nt
Organism: Perca flavescens (yellow perch)
Lineage: Eukaryota; Metazoa; Chordata; Actinopteri; Perciformes; Percidae
Product: butyrophilin-like protein 2
Exons: 9
Coding region: 644-2401 (585 amino acids)
Biological process (GO): regulation of cytokine production; T cell receptor signaling pathway
Cellular component (GO): external side of plasma membrane
Molecular function (GO): signaling receptor binding
Source: RefSeq, a predicted model, not a curated record
GCGACUACCCAUUGUGUACAUGUAGUUUAAGCUCUUGCAGCUGUCUGGGCAGGUUCUGGUGACGGAGAGGAAUAACAGUUUUGUUCUCAGUCUCAUUAGCAGUCUGCUGCCAUGGCUGCAUUAACAUCAGCACCACAUGUGGCUUUCUUCAUGUUAUUUUGGAUACUUUCUCUGGCUGCAGACCCUCAAGAGGUGGAGGUUGGAGAGGACGUCCCUCUUCAGUGUCAGGCUCCCAGAGGUGCUCAGAUUGAAUUGUUGGACUGGAUCAGACCAGACCUAGAGUCAGCUGGUUACAUCUUCCGGUUCAUACCAGGAGAGUCAACCACGCGAAACCAGCACCCCUUAUAUCGUGGUCGAGUGGACCUGAGAGAUCCAGAGACUAAGGAUGGAGAUGUUUCUGUUGUUCUGAAGAAUGUUGGAAUCAACGACACCGGAACAUACCAGUGUCGAGUUUUAAUCAGUGGAGGAGGACCCUAAACUCUACAACACCAUCCAGCUGAUUGUCUCAGUCCCAGGUCCUCCUGUAGGCCUCAUCGUUGGUGUUAUAUUAUUAUUAUUACUGCUUCCUGUAGCUGUUGUUGGUGCAGUGGUUGGUGUCUGGAAGUGUAACAGACCAAGACGUGAUAUAAAGAGAACAGUUGUGAUGGAGGUACCAGGGCUCCCUGGAGAUAAGGCCAUUCUGCGAUGUCAGACUGAUGAUUCCUCCAUCAGUGCUGUAGAGUGGAGCAGAGCUGACCUGAAGUCAGGUAACAUCCUCUCAUACAGAGAAGGAUGGUUGGUUCCAGGCUACCCUCAUCCUGACUAUAAGGAGGACAAGGUGCAGCUGGUGGACAGAGAUCUGAAGAAAGGAAACAUGUCUUUAGUUCUGAGGAAUGUUAGCACCUAUGACAAAGGAACAUACGAGUGUCGAGUAACAUCACGUGGUUCAAGAUGGAAAAAUAUUCCCUUCCUCCCCUCUGAGCCAAUCAGAAUCAUCCAUCUGCAGGUUACAGAGCGAGACCCGAUUGAGGUAACAGUGCAUCCUGGAGAUGAUGUCAUUCUGCCAUUCAAGGCUGAUCAUUUCUCUAUCAGCAUUGUAGAGUGGAGCAGACCUGACCUGAAGCCAGAUAACGUCCUCUUAUACUACGAUGGAGACUUGUAUCCAAACCAGCAGCAUAGAUCCUUUAAGGACAGGGUGGAGCUGGUGGACACAGAACUGGAGGACGGAGACGUGUCUCUACUUCUGAAGAAUGUGAACAAAAACGACAGAGGAACAUACAAGUGUCGGGUUACAGUAGCUGGUUCAGAAGGCAAUGAUCCCUACUUCACCUCUGGCCCAAUCAGAAUCAUCCAUCUGCAGGUUACAGAGCCAGCAGAUCUGAUUGUGGUAACAGUGCGCCCUGGAGAUGAUGUCAUUCUGCCAUGUCAGGCUGCUGAUCCCUCCAUCAGAGCUGUAGAGUGGAGCAGACCUGACCUGAAGCCAGAUAUCGUCCUCUUAUACAACGAUGGAGACUUGGAGACAGACAACCAGCAUCCAUCCUUUAAGGGCAGGGUGAAGCUGGUGGACAGAGAUCUAAAGGACGGAGACGUGUCUUUAACUCUGAAGAAUGUGAACAUACACGAGAACGGAACAUACAAGUGUCGGGUUAAAACCGGUGACUCUGACCUAUUCAGAACCAUCAGAAUCAUCCGUCUGCAGGUUGCAGACGAGAUUGUGGUAACAGUGGAUCCUGGAGAUGAUGCCAUUCUACCAUGUCAGGCUGCUGAUCCCUACAUCAGUGCUGUAGAGUGGAGAAGAGUUGACCCGAAGCCAGAUAUCGUCCUCUUAUCCAGUGAUGGAUUUAUAGCAGUACAUGACCUGAAUCCACCCUUUAAGGACGGGGUGAAGCUGGUGAAAAGAAAACUGAAGGACGGAAACGCGUCUAUAAUUCUGAAGAAUGUGAGCUUCGACCACACUGGAACAUACGAGUGUCGAGUUAGUACCGAUGGUUCAAAACGUACAAACAUAGACUCUGAGCCAAUCAGAAUCAUCCGUCUGCAGGUUGUAGACAUGAGCCUGGUAAAAGUGCGCCCUGGACAGAAUGCCAUUCUGCCAUGUCGAGCUGCUGAUCUCUCCAUCAAUGCUGUAGUGUGGAGCAGAGCUGACCUGACGCCAGAUGAAAUCCUCUCAUACAGAAAUGUACCGGUAAAGGUGAACCAACCAGACAACCAGCACCCAUCCUUUAAGGACAGGGUGGAGCUGGUGGACACAGAUCUGAAGAAUGGAAAUGUGUCUUUAGAACUGAAGAAGGUGAACAGACACGACGACGGAACAUACGAGUGUCGAGUUGAAACCGUUGAUGAAAAUGGUAUAAAGAAAGGCCUAGACUCGGACCCAAUCGGAAUCGUCCGUCUGCAGGUUGUAGUUUCAGGUAUCUAUUGAUGGAAACUCCUCUCCUGGAGGCUGAUCUGAUGGACUGGCAGCAGGUGUUCCAGUUGGACAGAUUCUUGUAGCUGCUGCAGUGGAUGUUGUCCUGAUAUAUAAAAGACAUAAGAAGAAGAGAUCAGGACAACCUGCUGAUGAUGUUGAUGAAGCAUUUUUCCGCCAUGAAUCUCCACCUUAUCGUGGUG